Molecule: messenger RNA, 2010 nt
Organism: Suillus clintonianus
Lineage: Eukaryota; Fungi; Basidiomycota; Agaricomycetes; Boletales; Suillaceae
Exons: 11
Coding region: 1-2010 (669 amino acids)
Source: RefSeq, a predicted model, not a curated record
AUGGCCAGUCCCAGGAAGUCUAAGGGCAAGAGAAAGAGUAUAGAAGCUACUGAUGGUCGCCCUGCUCCUUCGGGUGAACUCAGUGGCCCUAGACACUCUGGUCAUUCAAAUGCAGGGACAGGCGGACGAAAUGCGCAACUAGAAAAACUUGAUUCAGUCUUUGAUGCCUCAGCUCGCAAACAGGUGUUGAAAGGCUCUACAUCCCUUGGCGCUGACAUUCCAAGGAACCCACAAGCCCCUGAUGCUCACAAGAGCCGCAGGUCCAGAAAGGUUACCGCUCCCCCUCCAUAUGCCCCAGCUGAUGCAAAUUCCAUGGAUGUAUCCGAGGCAUCCAACUCACAAUGUGAAAAUGGCACAUCACAGCCUCCCCAAGCUCAAAGAUCAAUUGUGCCUCCCGACGCCCAACCAAACUUGUUCGCCUUGAAUAACCCAUAUGCAACUGCCAGGUCUGAGCAGGUACCAUUUGGAAACAAGGCAAUUCCAGUCACCUACAAUCUGUAUGUAGCCACACUCCCCUCAGCACCAUCACUUGUCGUGAGUGCACAUCUGGAGCCGAGGCCUGUCAACCAGUCUGCUGCACCCGCGAGUGCGCAUCUGGAGCCGAGGUUUAAUGCCACUGUCAAUCAGCCUGCUGCACCCGCAAUGCUUCCGGAGCAUCUCAUAGACCCAGCACUAUGCACUCGGGCAUCACCGCUUGACGCAAAUACAUGCUCUGUGCCAACAUUUUCGAACACCACCCAGUAUGUCAAUCCACCAUUUAUUCAGUCUGCCGCGCUCCCAAGGCUUCCACAGUCUGUUGAGUUGAGUGAUACAUCAGACGUUGAGGAUGGGAGUGGUGAGAGCUCAGUGGAAGAAGACACUGGAGCAGAGGAUGAAGACAGAUUUACUGAGGAACAGCCCCCUCAGCCCCCUCCGAACCCACGUGCAUUGACACCUGAAUUCGAUUUUCAGUAUUCACGCAACGAGGAUGAAGGCCAUGCAGCAGCUAGAUUUUCUGAGGAAUGGCCCCCUCAGCCCCCUCCGAACCCACGUGCUUUGACGCCUGAAUUUGAUUUCCAGUAUUCACGCGACGAGGAUGAAGGCCAUGCAGCAGCUAGUCAGGCCUCAGCGCAGCUGAGGAACAAUGUUUGGUACUCACGCAACAAAGUCAACACAGCAGCAAAUCUCACCUCAGCGCAGCCCAAGCCCAAGCCAAAACGGACACAGAAUGAUGUCCUUGAGCAACCCCAGAAGCAGAAUAAUGUCCUCGAGCAACAUCAGAAGAAAAAUGGUCUGCGCCGCCUCCCUGACCCCGAGUACCUCGAAACACUUUGCCAGCAAUCUGAGAUCAAUAUUCAACGUGAAGUUCAACACGAAGUUCCUCAAUCACGAUCCGAAGCAAGGCCCACGCAACUCAGGUGGUACAGUACCGGCUGGAAAGUCUUCCUGGAGGAAGCAAAGGGAGAGUGUCACACAGUGCACACGUUAACCAACCCAUUUCCAACUCUGGCGGGGGACUUACCAAAGUCAAUAACAGGAGUCCUGUCGGCCCUCAAGAUUGAGUGGGAGAAGAACGGGAAGCAGGUAGAAAGUGGUGUGUGGCCUGCGCAGCAGUCUAACAUGGCCAGGCUGCUCUAUGAUGAUCUUGCGACCUGGCAGUCUGAGUUGAAGAAAGUCGUUAUUUACUUGACCCCAAUCAUAUUAGCUCGGAGAAGGCCAGAUCUAUUUCGCAAACAGGUGCCUAUAACUUCCUUAGCGCUUGUCUCCGCCGCGUUCGAUUGCGUCCUCCUUGGCUUCUCAACAAACGGUACCGGCAAGACUUUCCCCAAAUUCACUGUGAAGGAAUACGGACAAAUCUACAAAGAGAUGAUGGCGAUGAUCGAGUCCAUUUUAUUGGAUGAAUAUCAUGGCCCCAAACUGAUUGAGCAACUUGAAGACUGGGCCGCAUAUGGAUGGUCAGAAGGCUUGAAGGUUGAUGGUGGCUAUGGCUUGGAAACAAAGCACGAGCACUUGAAGGUAGUACUCGAUUAG